CUGACAAUCCACAAUAAUGAUGUUGAAAUGCGCUGAAUGCAGAAAUCUUUAUUUCUGUUUCCAAAACAACGUGAAUUAUAAUGUUCGUCUCCAAUUAGAAUAAUGUUGGCCGAUUGUAAUAUAUAUGUGGAAGAGGUUAUUAUGCACGUUCAUGAAAAUACCAUCAUUGCUUGACAUUACAAGAGUUGUUACACGUUGCACUCCGUUCUUCAGUGUCAUUUGCUAUUCCUUAAAAUGUCCAUUGCGAAAUCUCUCCUUCAUCUGAAAGUAAUCUUGUGUAUUUGCGUAAAGUGGCAAUGAUUUUUUAAAAUAUUUUUUUUGUACUUUGAGAUAUCUCAUUAAGGCCAUGGAUUUUUUUGAACUAAAAGAGUGAAGUUCUGUUUCUAGUGACAAAAGAUACAGGCAUGUAUUUUAUUUAUUAGCAGUUCGUCUUGGCAGAAGUUGUCAAGCCACUAUCGCUUUAUGAGAUACGUUGUGGUAGUAUGUUGUUUUUCACGGUUGUCAUGGCACUUUAGCUUUAUGAAAUACGUUGUGAGAGUAUGUUCUUCGCGAUGGUUGACUUACAUGCGUGGAUCUGCCUGCCUAAGGUACCAUGUAUUUGUGUUUGUAAAUGUGCACCUUGCGCGGGGGAGAGAGAUGCAUGUGCACCUUGCGGCAGCUGGCCCACAGAUAUGUUUACAUCUGUGGCUAAUAGGUAACCAGUUCUUAUUGACAAAUCGAUUCGAAUUAGGGUUGAAGUUCUGGAGACAUGUAAGGUACACUGUUCACAUGCUUAUAUUCAAGAUUGCGUUGACGAAAGUGUUAAAGUAAAUUAUGUUCGUCGUCAUUGUUUGACGUAUCUUACAUUCACUACCUAAUAACAAAAUUAUAUUGCGCCUUGUGUAGUAUGCGUGUACUACAGUGCGAAGUAAUUUGAACCUUCGAUUAGAAUCACCAUAAGCAGAAGGCUAUUUUAGCCCGACGGCGGAGCGUUAAUUUUUAAGUUCUAGGAUCACCGUUACGACAAUUCAUGGGCACGGUAUACCAAAAAUUCUAGAAGUAACCACCAGCUGCUGCCUUUUUGUUGCUGUCAAAGCCUGAUAUCCCUUGAAUAUUUGGAACAAGAAUGGUUGCCAUAAGAUCAUGUUGGUCUCCUUGCAUAUGGAACAGCAAUGUCAAAGUUGGAACCUACAUGGUUGCAGCUUAUACUGCAUCCUUCAGUGUUGUCCUAAUUACACUGAUUGCAUAUAUGAUGAGUGGUGGGGAAUCAACCCAGCUAUAUUCACCAUUAUUUGAGACGGAUGUCAGAGGAUCUAUGCUUGGUGUUGGAGGGUUUUUCAUUGCCUACCUGCUGCUGCUGAUUGCAUUCUCUGUAUUCCUCAUUUUUGGUGUGGUGGAAACUAAUCGAGGAAUGAUGCUGCCAUGGAUGAUCUGCUUUGGAAUAGUAAUAUUGUUUCAGCUAGUUUUUGGCCUGUGGUUGCUUGGUGGAUACUACAUAUAUCUGGAUUCCGUUAUGGCAGCUCUUGUUGAUUGGCUUUGGAUGGCAUACAAUGCAUACUGCUGGACCUGUGUGUAUUCUCUGUACCAGAUAUUUAAGGAAAUGCAGUCCCCAAAUAUUGAACUGCUGUACCCGUGAACUAUAGCAGUUGCUCCAAUCAUCAGAAAAGCACCAUCUAAAUCUAUGAAUAGAUUAGGUAUAGUUACGACCACAAUUUUUUUAAAACUGGGAGUUACAUAUCAAAAAGAGUGUGUAAAGUUUCAGGUUUAUAAGAGAAGGAAACUUUAAUUCAUGUACAAAAUUAUGAAUCUCAUAUUGAUAUUUUGUAUUUUUGUAAUGAAUAUUUACUCCAGUAUUUACAGAGACAGUGUGUAAAGUUUGAAGGAUGGUUUUUACAUGACAUGAAACUUCCGUAUUAUGAGUAACCAAAGAAUGAAUGCUAAUGACCUUUUGUGAAAAAAAAGUAACAGGUGCACUCAUAAAGCAAGAGCUUUUUAUUUUGCUGGUGUUUUGGAAGAGAUUUGGAACUUAAUUAUCUAUUGUGACAUUAAUAAUGUAAGGGUUUGUUUUAUCUGUAGCUUUCUUAUAAAUUUUGUUUUGUUAUUUUAAUAAGAAAGUGAUCUGUAGUGGCUUUUUGCCUUCUGUUCAGUGCUGCUUGUAUUUUCAUUCGUUCAGUGAAAUGAUUGGUCUCUCUAAACCGAAGUAUUCAGGCAACCAGUAUUGCCUUCGGUCUACUUAUAAAAUAGUAACUAUAACUGUUUAUGAGAUUGUCAUGACCAGUUUGUCAUCAGUAAUACCAAUUAAGAAUACAUGCACCAUCUCUGUUUUUGCAGUUCUUUUGUUUGUGGUUUCUUUAAUUGAAUAAGUGACAUGCAUUUUACUCAUUAACUGUGCCAAAUGCAUCCUAUAUUCAUUGUUUCUGAACUAGAUCCAUUGUUACAUAGUUCCAAUCAAAACCAAGCACCAUGCUCCAGCAGAUAACAGUAAGAUAAGCCAGAAAUUGCUAGUUUGUGGUGGUGUUCUGUUAAUUAUAAUUCAUUUUUGUUUCUUUUCCCACAAAUGAAAACAAGAGGUGGCUUAAACACUUAAAUGUUCACAAAUGGAGGUUCCAUAAAGGUAUAUAAGAUCCAGCUGUGACUCCUUUUACCAGAUCUUUGAAAAUUCACUUAAUGAUGGAAUCGUGUAGUUAGCUCUACCUCUUUCCUCUCUUAAUCAAAAUGUAUUAAGUGAUCUGGAUGGCAUUAUUCACAAAAGAAACAUACCAUCAUAGUAUUUUUAGAUACUGUAAGAUUAGUAUAAACAACCCAACAACUAAUGCAUGUUGGUUGAGUAUGUGCUCAGCAAGUAAGUUUUAAUGGGAAAGUAUUUGUUGUAUUUUCUUAUGUUGCCAUUACUAGUAUGAAGUUAAAUAUUUUUCCUCCUUUUUUUCCUCAGAUGAACACACGGAUCUGGUCUCUCAUUAUGCGCACAAUAUCCAGUAAAAUUCCCCAGCAUGCUUUGGCUUUAUUAUGUUACUUCACGUGAAUAGAAACAGUACUUCCACUUCAAAUAAAAGUGUUCAUAGCAUUAUGUAUAUUUUUAGUUUUCAUUGUGAGGAAAGUUCAUUUGUGGAUCUUAUCAUAUAACCAUUGUGAUUUAUAUUGCAUUCAUAUGAAUAAUACAUUGGAACACUGUGUUCUGGAACAUUUACUCCGUGCUACGGUAUCAGUAAAUACUACAAACUAGUUCCUGUCAACCAAUCAGACUUAGAAUUACCAUUUGUGGGCAUUGGUAUUAUGAAUGUAUGGUUAACACCCAUCUGUAGUUUUUCAAAGAUAAUGUAGAUGCAUUCUUAAAAUUUGUGUUCUGUUACACUUGUAGCCACUAUCUAGUUUACAUGUAAUUAUCACUGAAAAAACUGGCUAUUUUUAAAGUUAUUCUACAGCAAAGAGGCCUUGCUAUAUGUUGUACAGUUUUGUCAUCAUGCAGAUGUAAAAUUUGCCUUUGCCUGUUUCAGUAAUUAAAAUAUUCUUGCAUCACUGUCUUCCAAAACACACACACACACACACACACACACACACACA
This is a messenger RNA of Schistocerca piceifrons (Central American locust), 3540 nucleotides long. RefSeq lists its product as uncharacterized. Bases 1106 to 1615 code for a protein of 169 amino acids. NCBI's taxonomy places the organism in Eukaryota, Metazoa, Arthropoda, Insecta, Orthoptera, Acrididae. The transcript has 6 exons. The record is from RefSeq and is a predicted model, not a curated record.